Messenger RNA from Plasmodium cynomolgi strain B, 2727 nucleotides. RefSeq lists its product as hypothetical. The record is from RefSeq and is a predicted model, not a curated record. NCBI's taxonomy places the organism in Eukaryota, Apicomplexa, Aconoidasida, Haemosporida, Plasmodiidae. The transcript has 2 exons. The coding region runs from base 1 to 2727 and encodes 908 amino acids. Gene Ontology annotation, molecular function: cyclin-dependent protein serine/threonine kinase regulator activity.
AUGUCGUUCGACAACAUCGGGAGCAACAUGAACCUGAGUAUCCACAAGAUAUUCAGCUCGAGGUACAGCGCCCCCACGAAAGUGAGCGACGAUUGCAAACCGGUGGCGAAAAAAAGGAGAUGUACAAUCUCAGUUGCGAAUGAACCAAAUACGCAGCAAAGGAACCACAUAGACUACCUUAACUACAAUUUCAAUAAUGCUUUUACCAAGAGAAGGAAGUAUUCCUCCCCGUAUUCUUUGUCCAACCAAAACAAAAAAUUCACCCCACUAAAGUGCAGAACACAACUGAGAAGCAGCGUCGAUGAGAGCAUUAAGAAGAGUGCCGCUGUUCGAUCUAUAGUGAAAAAAACGAUGAAAAAGAACAAGUCCGAAAUAUAUGAACAUAAUGAAAAGAACUACUUGAAUAUGAGUAAGGCAUAUUACCUUAACAGACUAGAGGGAGCAGGGAGCACUGGCGAGUUAGUCCAUUCGGGACAGGUAGCAGAAUCAACCCAUACACUGCAGAACCCACAAAUGACAGAGCAUAGAAGGAAUUUAAACGAAACGUAUAUCUUGAGUAGCACCACUCAGAGUGUAAACACAAACCCAAAAGGAUACGUUAGCACAAAUGCAGAUAGCCAAAAUACAUUCAGAGAGACCCUCCCCUUGUACAUAAACUCCGAGUCGACAAUUUCUAGCUUUAACUUAGAACGUGAAUUGGAGAAUAAGUUAUACUUAGAAGGAGUUGCACCGAUUGGCAAUGCGAACGGUGCACUACGUAUUUCCCCGGAGGAAAAUAUGCAAAAAAAAAUUGACUUGUAUAAAACGAAUGCCACUGUGACAGAUUACGGGGCACGUCGUCGUGCCCAUCACGUGGGGAAAGACGAUGAGGAGAGAAAAAAAAUAAUUGACAGUCACCCACUGAAGAGAAGACACACGACGCAACUUUUAAGAGAGCAAGAUUUUAGAUACAAUUACUCGGACCCCAAUUAUUUAAAUAAAUAUGUUGAGAGAGAAAAGAAUCACAAGAACAGCACGCGGAGACACAGUGAUGCCAUAAGGUGCAAGUCGGUCAAUGGGCUUUACUACAGUGACGUCACGAAUGAGCCAAGCGUGUACUCCUUCAGGAGCGAAGCGCUCCCCCACAGUUACCACAGUAGUCGACGUUUGGAGUCCUCACGAAAUUAUCACCAGAAGGAGUGCUCCACAGAGAAGGAGUGCUGCACCGAGAAGGACGCCGACAACCCACUCUUCCACACGUGCUUCUUUAAGAACGCGGAGGAGUUCGAAAAUGGAGACAUAAAGCGAAAGGAAAACGUGGAGCCGAUGAACCCGAACGAAGAAAAGGACUCGGUGCUGAAGAACGACGCAGAGUACCUCUUUAGCAGGGGAUUCUUCAAGGAUAUUUAUUCGAACAUCCAGCGAAAAGGAGAGUUGAAUUUCAUCGAUGAGUUGCUGGAAGGAGACGACGAAUACUACAUUAGCAAAAGCAAACUAAACAAAAUUAUCGAAAAUGCAAAAAAUAAAGAAAUGAAGUAUCACUACAUCGAUCGCAUGUUCCUCUAUAGACAUGCAAAAAAUGUCAUUGACGAUGCGGAUUAUGAGACUUACAGGAAUAAGUGUAGAACCCAACACAAGUACUUAGAUGUACCUUUUCCUAAUCUUACCGAAUUAAUGAACCUCAAGUCUGUUGGCAUCUUUGAUGAGGUAGACGACACGGAUGAGUACUACCACGCCGAGGUCAAGCUACUCGAGAGCUAUUACUACACAUCUAGGGGACUUCCACACGAGGGGGAGCAGCAGGAGCAUCAGCAGGAGCAGCAGCAGGAGCAGCAGAAGCAGCAGGGCGAUCUGCAACAGGCAUACAGGAACAACAUGAAAAUGACCGUGCCGGUGGCGAUGCCUAUGGAUGUGGCCCUGGCGAUGAGCAGAGGUCACAAGGGAAGCGAUGAGGAGGCAAUUCUAAUUCAAAAGGGGGAGGAAGCCAAACAGGAGGAUGGUACCACAAAAGAGACAACACUACCGGGGGACGGACUAUUAAAAGAGGACCAACGUGGUGGGGACAACCCGAUCGAACAGAGCAGCAGACUUGGACAGAGCAGCCAUCCUGAACUGAACAGCCAUCCUGAACUGAACAGCCAUCCUGAACUGAACAGCCAUCCUGAACAGAGCAGCCAUCCUGAACUGAGCAGUCAACCGGAACAUAGAAUUGUCUUGUCGAGUAGAAACCCCCCCUUUGAUGAUAGCGAAUAUAAUGAGGACCUUUCCGAGAGGGAGAAAAGGGAGAAAUUAAUUUGCCUGAUGAAUAAAAUGAAGAGAGAAAAGGAUUCGUUUUUUGAAAGGAUCUUAGAUGCACCUGACUUUUCGAAGAUUCUAGAACCCGUUUUUUCCCUAAACGAAAGCUUCCUCCUGUCGCACCAACUAUUUAAUGUGCAGUAUGCAGCCCAGCUAGGACCCGUUGUCUAUCUCAUCAAAACGGAGGAUGAACAUUAUGUAUACAGAGCAAUCGAAGUAAGUAGACUCUUCGAAGAAAAGGUGAAGUCCAUCCUCGAUAAUCAGAAGGUUAAUGACAACUCGAAGGAUAGAAAUGACUACUAUGACUGUUUCUCUAAUGAAAAAUUCCCCUUUCUCCACGAGCUCGACGUUAAGUACUACCUACGCAUCCCCAUGAGCACGGGGUGGAACCACUUUGGCUACCUCAAGAACCAAAACAAUGUGCUCUUUUUCCGCAGACGUAAGAAUGCCUAG